AUGGCUUCCCAGGACCCGGCGGAAAGGGCCGUGUCACCAGGCGAUACCAGCGGCCGUGCUCCUCCUCGUUCUGGCGGCAGCAAUCAGCGACCUGUAAGCGCUGUUUCCUCGCGUAUGACGGAUAUCGCGAGUGAUGAUGGAGGCGAAGCAAAGAUCAAGAAUCCCGAUACCUCACGACCAGAAACUGCCAGGACAGGCACGUCGUCCAAAGCCGCCUGGGCCGGAGCGGGUACGAGAAGGGGCCUGACACUUGGGGUUCAGCAACCAAAGAGGGGGAGCGUUGCCAGCACGACUGCUUCGGGACGAGCACCUAGUUUAACGACGCGAAGUCACGUUCCUUCAUUGACCUCUGGCGCCUUCUUUCGACCCAUGAGUUCCCAAAAACUACAGGCACAACGAGGAGCCAGUGCCAGAUCAGUUCCAAUGAACCAGCAGCUACACCCACCGCCUGCGAAUAUCGACGAUAACGAGACGGACAUGGGCGGCAGCGUCAUUGACGGAGCGAGUGGCGGAGAGAAUAUUCAAAGUCUUGCUCAACUACAGCACAAGUUGAGUGGAGGAGAGAGUCUGCGACCCCCGCCGUCACGAGGUACCGAAAUGACGGACCAGGAAACUUUUGAUCGUCUUACCGCCAACGCCAGUCCGACGACGGGACAUUAUCCCACAGCCAGCAUGUCCGAUAGUGUGCGGCCGCUGCAGGGUCGAUCCGACCAGAGCAGACACUUGAAUGUCAAUGUGGAUAGGAGCUACAGAGACCUUGCGGGCCUCCCCAGUCCCGUCAAGUCGACAAGGUCCUUCCGCUCCAGCUUCCUUUUGCCUGGAAAGGUGGAACAAGCACAGUCCAGUCGGCACAGGGACACUGAAGGUGCUGAGAAACUCUCCUCUACGGCUUCAUCGCCGCAGUUUCCCCCUGCGGAACCACAUUCAAUACCCCGGCCGAUGGCUGCGGAUUCACAAGGAAAGACUGUCGGUCGUGUGCAUCAAUACUUUGACGGUAAUACCGUCUUUUGCUUUGGGGGGCGAUGGCAAAACACCAAGCAUACGCCCAUCAAUAUUGCUACGGGGGCGUUUGUAGUCAUUCCAUGUGCUCUUUUUUACGGCUUCGAGGCACCUUGGUUGUGGCACAACGUUUCUCCUGCCAUUCCUAUUACCUUUGCGUACCUGACCUACAUUUGCCUCUCUUCCUUUAUCCAUGCCUCUGUUUCAGACCCGGGCAUUCUGCCUCGCAACCUUCACCAGUUCCCGCCCGUGGCCGACCAGGAUGAUCCUCUUCGUCUAGGGCCGCCAACCAAUGACUGGACUCUGGUCAAGUCCGCCGAGUCCUCGGCUGCUGCCAUGGAAGUUCCGGUCAAGCAUUGCAGAACCUGCAACAUUUGGCGGCCACCCCGUGCUCAUCAUUGCCGUUUGUGCGAUAAUUGCGUAGAGACGCACGACCACCAUUGUGUGUGGCUAAACAACUGCGUUGGCAAACGCAACUACCGAUAUUUCUUUACAUUUGUUACAUCGGCCACCAUAUUGGCAGCGUAUUUAAUUGGCACCAGCCUGACGCAAAUCCUCAUACAUAUGAAUCGCGAGAAUAUUUCGUUUGGCCAGUCUAUUGACGACUUCCGGGUCCCAUUUGCUCUUGUUAUUAUUGGCGUGAUCUUGAUCGUGUAUCCUGCCGGCCUCAUGGGUUACCACUUGUUCCUCAUGGCACGCGGAGAGACCACCCGAGAGUACAUCAAUUCACACAAAUUUGCAAAGAAGGAACGCUACAGAGCCUACAGCCAAGGCAACUGGCUCAAGAACCUGGUUUCUGUUCUUUGCCGGCCUCGGUCACCAGCGUACUACCGAUUCAAGGGCAAGUAUCAACCUGGUGACCAGCGACUCGGCCCACACUUUAGCCAAAGACGACGAAAGAACUCACAGGGUCUUGAGAUGGACGCAGUGUCAGUGCCCGGCUCACGGGGUUUCCAAGGCCCUGUUGCUCUACGUGGACAAAGUCGUGAAUAA
Molecule: messenger RNA, 1992 nt
Organism: Pochonia chlamydosporia 170
Lineage: Eukaryota; Fungi; Ascomycota; Sordariomycetes; Hypocreales; Clavicipitaceae
Product: palmitoyltransferase erf2
Exons: 2
Coding region: 1-1992 (663 amino acids)
Biological process (GO): peptidyl-L-cysteine S-palmitoylation; protein targeting to membrane
Cellular component (GO): Golgi apparatus; endoplasmic reticulum
Molecular function (GO): protein-cysteine S-palmitoyltransferase activity
Source: RefSeq, a predicted model, not a curated record